Molecule: messenger RNA, 1645 nt
Organism: Populus trichocarpa (black cottonwood)
Lineage: Eukaryota; Viridiplantae; Streptophyta; Magnoliopsida; Malpighiales; Salicaceae
Product: arogenate dehydratase 2
Exons: 12
Coding region: 129-1319 (396 amino acids)
Biological process (GO): L-phenylalanine biosynthetic process
Cellular component (GO): cytoplasm; chloroplast
Molecular function (GO): prephenate dehydratase activity; arogenate dehydratase activity
Source: RefSeq, a predicted model, not a curated record
AAAGAUCCAAAACCCAAAAACAUAUUGUUUAUUAGCGUUCACACUGCAACGAAAAAAUAAAAAAGACCCGAAGUUCUCCCUUGCCAUGCAUCAAAGCUAGGCCAGAAAGAAAGAAAGAAAGAAAAUCAAUGGCAGCUUUCGUGAUAAAAUCCCUAGUAAGCCAAAUCACCGCUAAACACUCACCGUCUGAUCAUACGUCAUCAAGAAUCGAAAUCAAAUCAGCACUGAUUUCUGUGAAACGGCGCUGCGGUAGCAAAAUUCCAGUCUUGGCGGCUUCAAUUCACAGUGAAAACGACCAAUCAAUCGAGGCGCAGAAGAAGAAGAACGGUAAUGCUAAAAACAUUCAAUCUAAUCUCUUGCAGGAUGCUGAAUACGAUGUCGCCUCGAAAGACGCCCAUCCAAGGCCAUUAUCAUCUUCUCAUUUAUCAAAUUCAGUAUCCAAUGGGUCUCGCCUUCGCGUUGCUUACCAGGGAGUUCGUGGCGCCUACAGUGAGUCAGCAGCACAAAAGGCGUAUCCGAAUUGCGAGGCUGUCCCAUGCGAGCAAUUUGAUACUGCUUUUGAAUCAGUUGAAAGAUGGCUUGUGGACAGAGCAGUUUUACCGAUUGAGAAUUCGCUAGGUGGGAGCAUUCACAGAAAUUAUGACCUGUUGCUCCGGCACAGGCUGCAUAUAGUAGGAGAAGUGAAGUAUGCUGUUCGCCAUUGCUUACUAGCCAAUCAUGGUGUUAAAGUUGAAGACUUGAAGAGGGUUCUAAGUCAUCCGCAGGCUCUUGCUCAAUGUGAAAAUACAUUAACAAAGUUGGGAUUGGUCAGAGAAGCAGUGGAUGAUACCGCUGGUGCAGCAAAGCAUGUUGCACUUCAAAAACUAGAAGACACGGGAGCUGUUGCUAGUUCUGCUGCUGCGUCGAUCUAUGGAUUGAAUAUAUUAGCUGAAGAUAUUCAGGAUGAUUCUGAUAAUGUCACACGAUUCCUUAUACUGGCAAGAGAACCAAUAAUUCCAGGCACAGAUAGGCCUUUCAAGACAAGUAUAGUUUUUUCAUUGGAGGAGGGUCCUGGGGUGCUUUUCAAGGCCCUUGCUGUUUUUGCUCUUCGGCAAAUCAACCUUACUAAAAUUGAGAGUCGUCCCUUGCGGAAGCAGCCCUUGAGAGCAUCUGAUGAUGGCAACAGUGGGCUUCCAAAAUACUUUGACUAUCUAUUUUAUGUGGAUUUCGAAGCAUCAAUGGCUGACGAGAAUGCUCAGAAUGCCCUCAGGCAUCUUAAGGAGUUUGCUACGUUCUUGCGAGUUCUGGGGAGUUAUCCGGUGCACACUAGCAUGGUGUGAAUGACCUUUUGUUCUGGGAUGUGCAAGAAACACUACUGUGAUAAGAACGGAAGCUUGGGCCAUUUUCCCUAUUCUGGAUAUGGCCUGACAUUUAUGCAUGCAGUGUGCUGAUGCUAUUAUAGUGCCUGGCCAAUAUCCAAUUUCAUUGAAUUUUUUGUUGCAUUUUCUAUAUAUUCACGUAACUAUUAGGAACUAGUUUAGGCAUUCUUUCAUAGCAAGUUUUUCUUUGGUCACACAUGUACAACACAAUUUGUGAAACAUGGAACUCGUGAGCUGGGGUGACAGCAAUGGUUUUUACCUAUACAUGUUACAAGCCUUUCGUGAAA